AUGCAGCGCCUUAUCAACAAAUCUACAGCCAUACGGCCCAGGGUUAUAUUCUCAGGGAUCCAGCCUACUGGCAUACCGCACCUGGGCAACUAUGUCGGCGCCUUACGGCAAUGGGUGCAGCUGCAACACCAUGAGCACAAGGAUACAAAGCUGAUAUAUUCCAUUGUCGACCUCCAUGCUAUUACCACGCCCCAAUCGCCGGAAAAAUUGAAGCGGUGGAAGAGAGAAAGCCUCGCCGCGCUUUUGGCAAUAGGAAUUGAUCCAGAGCGGUCCAUUCUCUUCUACCAGUCUUCCGUACCUGCUCAUUCAGAGCUCAUGUGGAUCCUAGCCUGUACAGCGUCUGUUGGAUAUCUCUCCCGGAUGACGCAAUGGAAGCAAAAACUCAACCUUGCACCAAAUUCACACAUGGAAGACCGGCCGGCUGAAAGCCGAUUGAAGCUUGGGCUUUUCUCCUAUCCAGUCCUCCAAGCUGCUGAUAUACUCGUCCAUAGGUCCACCCAUGUUCCCGUUGGACAUGAUCAGCAACAACACCUCGAAUUCGCCCGGGACCGAAAACUAUUACUCGCUAAUCACACAGCGUAUCCAGCCCCGGUGCAUCGAGUCAUGUCCCUCUCAGACCCAACAUCGAAGAUGUCCAAGUCACACAAACUGGCUCGUUCACGAAUUCUGAUCACCGAUACCCCUGAUGAGAUUAGACUCAAAAUUUCCUCCGCCCUGACUGACUCCGUCCAUGGAAUAUCCUAUGACCACGCUCUAAGGCCGGGUAUAUCAAAUCUCCUGAGCCUCUUCUCUAUAUUCGACGCGGAGAAACGAAGCCCUGAGCAGCUUGCACAGGCAUACAGUGAUACUCAUCCUCGCUUGUUCAAGGAUAUGGUAUCCGAUGCGGUCAUUCUUGGACUGCAGGGCAUUAGGACUCGGUAUAUCAAGCUUAUUGACAGCGAUACCCAUUAUUUGGAUCAUGUGGCUGCUGACGGUGCGCGAAAAGCAUUGCAAAGUGCGGAAGAAACAAUGGGCAUGGUGAGAACAGCUGUGGGACUGUGA
Molecule: messenger RNA, 1041 nt
Organism: Metarhizium robertsii ARSEF 23
Lineage: Eukaryota; Fungi; Ascomycota; Sordariomycetes; Hypocreales; Clavicipitaceae
Product: Tryptophanyl-tRNA synthetase
Exons: 6
Coding region: 1-1041 (346 amino acids)
Biological process (GO): mitochondrial tryptophanyl-tRNA aminoacylation
Cellular component (GO): mitochondrial matrix; mitochondrion
Molecular function (GO): tryptophan-tRNA ligase activity; ATP binding
Source: RefSeq, a predicted model, not a curated record